AUGGAGAAAGAAGUGGAUGGAAAUUACGCGACAGCAGUCUCCUCCUCAGAGGAGAUUGCCCAGUCACGACAAUGGUCUAGAGAGGAUGAGCACCGCGCUCGGGCAAAGGUCGACCGUUCUGUUUUGGUCUUACUCUCUCUCGGCCUGCUCGUCUUCCAGCUCGACCGAAUGAACUUGGCCAGUGCAUUGACUGGAGGGUUUGCCAAAGCCAUCAAGAUCAAUCAAAGCACUAUCAACUUGGGCAAUCAACUGAUGUUUCUGUUCAUCGUGGUGUUCGAGAUCCCGGCCAAUCUGAUUUUGCAGAAGCUCGGUCCCCGGAAAUGGAUCUCGGCGCAAGUGAUUGUCUUUGGGUUUGUCGCGACGCUCCAAGUGUUCAUUCGCGAUCGUACAGGCUUCUUGGUCUCACGGUCUUUUCUGGGGUUCGCUGAAGCAGGCUAUAUUCCUGGCGCAGCCUACACUCUUUCCACCUGGUACACAAGGAAGGAACUUGCCAAACGUGUCGCCAUCCUCUUCUUCGGGAUGUUUGGUGGCAAUGCCCUAAGCCCGAUCCUGGCAUCCGGCAUCUUGAAGUUGGACGGCAGACAAGGACUUUCAGGUUGGAAAUGGCUAUUCUUACUCGAAGGUGUCUUCACCAUGUCAAUAGGCACACUGCUGAUCUUUCUCCUUCCCGGCUCUCCUGAUCAACCAAAGCCGCUCCUCUCGGAAGGAAUUGUCCGCUUUACACCUGAAGAUCAAUCCGUCCUGCUUAAACGACUUGAAAGAGAUGACGUCCACAAACGUGGCGGGGCUCAAGGCCUUGACAUCCCCUGGCAUACAGUGAGGAAGGCGGUCCUCCACUACAAGCGUUGGCCAUCUCUUCUUUCCACUUCAGUGGUCUUCGCGACCUGGAGUCCACUCAUCACCUACACGCCAUCAAUAUACGUAUCCCUUGGAUUCGACCGAGUGGCCGCCAACGCCCUGGCGUCCGUCGGUGCAACCAUUGCCUUGGGGGUCGUUUUUUUCUUCGCUUGGCUGAGCGACCGUACUGGCCGACGCGGUCUCGCAGUCAUGCUCGCCCAGCUGGUCUACCUGGUAGCUUUGAUCAUCUAUCGCCAAGUGCAAGACGGUGUCGGCCGAUGGUCCAAAUGGGGUCUCUGGACCGUCGUCAAUUCAGUCGCGGUCGGCUACCAUCCUGUGCACGAUACAUGGGUGCAGCUCAACUGCCAUGACCCCGGGGAGAGAAGCAUUUCCAUCGCCAUGUGGGUCAUGUUUGCAAUUGGUGGCUUGAUGUAA
Molecule: messenger RNA, 1272 nt
Organism: Capronia coronata CBS 617.96
Lineage: Eukaryota; Fungi; Ascomycota; Eurotiomycetes; Chaetothyriales; Herpotrichiellaceae
Exons: 5
Coding region: 1-1272 (423 amino acids)
Biological process (GO): transmembrane transport
Cellular component (GO): membrane
Molecular function (GO): transmembrane transporter activity
Source: RefSeq, a predicted model, not a curated record